UUCGUUCUCUAUUUUACUCCUACUAGGUCGAACCUCAGUCCCUCGCGUCGACUCCGCCGCCGCCGUUGCUGUGUCCCUCGCCGUCGCCUCCGCCAUCCGUCUCUCUAUAAGCCUCUUGGCAGUGGCUCAGCCUCUUGGAAGUCGGAAACCAUAAACCCUUAGGGAGAAUUUUUUUUUUGUUCAAGACCUUCGACUUGGAGCGAAAUAAACCCUAAGAAGCUGUGGUUAUUGUUAUAUUAAGUAAAGAUGCAGCACGACGAGGUGAUAUGGCAAGUUAUUAGGCACAAUCACUGCAGUUUCAUGGCCAAAAUAACGACGGGAAAUUUUUGCCGAAACCCGUAUAACGUGACAGGGAUUUGUAAUCGGAGCUCCUGCCCUCUCGCUAACAGUCGUUACGCUACCAUCCGCGACCAUGAUGGAGUCUUCUACUUGUAUAUGAAAACCAUAGAGAGGUCUCAUAUGCCAAAUAAAUUGUGGGAAAGAGUAAAGCUGCCAAGAAACUAUGAGAAAGCCCUUGAAAUUAUUGACAAGCACAUGAUGUAUUGGCCCAAGUAUCUUGUGCACAAAACAAAACAACGAUUGACCAAAAUGACUCAGAUGCGGAUACGAAUGAGGAAACUUGCAUUGAAGACAAGGGAAAAGAUAAUGACAACACCUAGGAAAGAGAAAAAGAGAGAGGCUAGAAGAGAGGAGAAGGCUGAAAGGGCAGCAGUAUUGGAUAAGAGUAUUGAAAAUGAGCUGCUUGAACGACUUAAAAGAGGAGUUUAUGGAGACAUAUAUAACUACCCUGUAAAAGAAUACAAUAAAGUUCUUGAUAUGGAAGGACUUCAGGCUGCUAGUGAAGAUGAAGAUGAGGAAGAACCUGAGAUAGAAUAUGUUGAAGGCUAUGAAGAACUUGAAGAGGAAGAUGAUAUGGAAGAUUUUGUUGGUCUUCCAGUCAACAAAUAUCGCACUGAGGGUGAUAAUGGUGAUGAUGGAAUGGAUGAUGGAGAUGAAGAAACAGUAGCAGUUGAGAGCAAGAGAGUAAGAAGAGAUUCUCAAAGGAAGCUCGAGAAAGAGGAACCCACUGCCAAAUUGAAGAAGAAAGCUAGAGUGCUUGUUGAGGUUGAGCAUGAAGAUACGGACGAAAGACAGAGGGCAGUCCAAUGAGAGAUCGGUCUUGAAUUUUGUAGGAGAUGGCCAUCUUUGAUGAUUGGCUUGUUGAAGAGGGAAAGGUUGUUCACAAGCGGGGGUUGGCAUUUUUAAUGUUGUUUAAAGAUAACUAGGACUACUUGUGUUUUUUUCUUUUCUUAAUUAUAUAAAUUCUUCUUGUUUUCUUUUGCAACUACUUGUCCCUACUCUUUCUGACCAUCUACUAUCCAGAAACUAUAAAAUUUACUUCAAUUUUGUUGUUGUUCAAAA
Molecule: messenger RNA, 1401 nt
Organism: Diospyros lotus (date-plum)
Lineage: Eukaryota; Viridiplantae; Streptophyta; Magnoliopsida; Ericales; Ebenaceae
Exons: 9
Coding region: 247-1149 (300 amino acids)
Biological process (GO): maturation of LSU-rRNA; maturation of 5.8S rRNA
Cellular component (GO): nucleolus; preribosome, large subunit precursor
Source: RefSeq, a predicted model, not a curated record